Amphiprion ocellaris (clown anemonefish) is the source of this 1440-nucleotide messenger RNA. Its product is annotated as vesicle-trafficking protein SEC22b-B-like. Gene Ontology annotation, biological process: retrograde vesicle-mediated transport, Golgi to endoplasmic reticulum; endoplasmic reticulum to Golgi vesicle-mediated transport; vesicle fusion with Golgi apparatus. The transcript has 4 exons. The record is from RefSeq and is a predicted model, not a curated record. Gene Ontology annotation, cellular component: ER to Golgi transport vesicle membrane; Golgi membrane; endoplasmic reticulum membrane. Bases 149 to 622 code for a protein of 157 amino acids. Gene Ontology annotation, molecular function: SNAP receptor activity. Lineage: Eukaryota; Metazoa; Chordata; Actinopteri; Pomacentridae.
AAUGUCAGUGAACUGUGUCAUGACCUGUGUGGGUUUUUCAUCUCUUUAGUUGGGUCGAGAUCUUCAGCAGUAUCAGAGUCAGGCUAAGCAACUCUUCAGGAAACUCAAUGACCAGAGUCCCACACGCUGCACUUUAGAAGCCGGUUCAAUGGCAUUUCAUUAUUUUAUAGAGAAAGGCGUGUGCUACCUCGUGCUGUGUGAAGCCAGCUUCCCCAAGAAGCUAGCCUUCGCUUACCUAGAAGACCUGCAGGCAGAGUUUCACGAGCAGCAUGGAAAGAAGGUUCCCAUGGUGUCCCGCCCCUACUCCUUCAUCGAAUUUGACACAUACAUUCAGAAAACCAAGAAGUCGUACAUUGACAGCCGAGCGAGAAGGAACCUGGGCAGCAUCAACACAGAGCUGCAAGAUGUUCAGAGGAUCAUGGUGGCGAACAUCGAGGAGGUGCUGCAGAGAGGAGAAGCUCUCUCUGCACUCGACUCCAAGGCCAGCAACUUGUCCAGCCUGUCGAAGAAGUACAGGAGCGACGCCAAGUAUCUGAACACCCGCUCCACCUAUGCCAAACUGGCAGCCGGCGGCGUCUUUUUCAUCAUGCUCAUUGUCUAUGUACGCUUCUGGUGGCUCUGAGAGAUGAAAGAGAAGGAGGAAGAAGGGGGUGUUGAAGUGGAAAAUGACCUGCAAGGAGUCUGCAGACCUCGAAGAAAAAAAAAAAAGAUAAAAACAGGUUCCCUGCUCUCAAUAAGACUUUUACAGACAAACCGCCGCCCGUUUCUGUUCUCGCCUGUCCAUGGAUGUGUGAUCUGAAUAUAAAUGAUGUCACAUACAUAGUUUUAUUAUUAACCGUUAAUGCUCUCGUAGUUGCCCUGGAUCGGAGAGGGAAUGAGUGAAUGUGUGGGAGUGUUUAUGAGCUGAUUGUUUUUUUUUCCUGAAGUUGAUUUGUGUGCAAGUGUCGAGGGGAAGAUUUAAGAGAAGAAAAUUUCCUGUUUUGUGAGUUUCCAAAGCUGUACUGUACUGUAACAGGAGUGGCUGAUUCAAUCUUGUAUACUGUCUAAUAAUACAGAAAAGAGAAAAAAAAUCUAAACAUUUUAUUUAUCCUGACCACAUUACAUGGGAAAUACUAGUCAUUUAACAUGUUAAUCAUAAUAGUGAUGGACAACAUUCAGUAUCGACUACACAUAUUUGCAAAACACGGCAUUAAGCUUCAGUAAGGACUUCAAAUAGGCUUAGUAACAGGAAGUAAUUGAAGUGGACUUUUUUAAUACUGUAUGGAAGCCUUGCAAAUGUUAUUCCACCUGCAGAUUUCUUUGCCAUUAUGGGAUGUCAGUGACCCUAAAAAUGACUAUAACUAUUGAGAGGGACAGCAGUGACAGCAUCCCACACUCAUAUAUCCGCCUUUCCUUGCAGGUUAAUCAUUUUCUAUAAGAAUAAACUGUAGUUGCAUGUCA